GUUGAACCUGGCCAGAGUGAGGACGUUUUAAAAUAGCCGCGUGGACAUUUAGAAUUGUUAUCGUGGGAUUGAAACCAGAGUUAGAACUGUGGAGGUUAAGAGAAUAACAGCCCUAGACGGGUGAGUUAUCAGUUAUCUUGGAAGUACAGCGGAGGAUGUUAUAAGUGAGGAUGACUCUGGUGCUGAGAGCGUGAAGAGACAACUGUUAGAAGUGUCUCUCAGCCUGGCGCAAGUGUGUGUUGAUAGCUUGUUGACAGAGCAAGAUGAGAGGUGCUUCCAGCACUGGUACCAGUACCUGUCCCUGCACUGGUCCCAGCACUGGUCCUAGCACUGGUCCUAGCACCAGUAGCGGUGGUACACACACACCACAACACGCUGGAAUUAAGUCAUCUCUGCUGCUGCUGCUGUUACUGCCCUCUGCUGCUACGACUGCUGUGAUGCUGCUGCUUCUGCUGCUGCUAGCUUCCGUGACUGCUGCAGGACCGUCACCCAGUAAUCCCCCUGGAAUAGACUGGAGUCAGUGGUGGACCUACGAUGGUAUAUCCGGGCCACGGUUCUGGGGCGUCAUCAACCCCGCCUGGGGGAUGUGCCGGGACGGUCGUCGACAAUCGCCCAUCAACGUCGACCCCAAGACUCUCCUCUUCGAUCCCAACCUCACCCCCUUCACCCUCGACAAGGUCACGGUGGGCGGGGAACUGCUCAAUACGGGUCACAGCGUGGAGUGGAGAGCCGCCCAUAACGCCCACGCCAUCAACGUGACGGGCGGACCACUGAGCUACGCCUACACACUCACCCACGCCCGUCUACACUUCGGUGAGAGGGACCAACAAGGUUCAGAACACCUCUUAGAUAACAAGGCUUUUCCUGCAGAGCUUCAGCUCUACGGGUACAACUCACAGCUCUACAGAAAUUUCAGUCAGGCGUCGGCUCAAGUGUAUGGUGUGGUGGGCAUUGCUCUGCUUAUACAGCUGGGUGAGAGAAUGACGCCAGAACUACGAGUCUUACUGGAAGGUAUUGACAUUAUUACGUAUGGAGGUUCGUCAGUGAAGGCAGCAUCACUGGUGGUGAGUGGGCUGCUGCCUUCCACCGAACAUUACCUCACCUACGAAGGCUCCCUCACUGAACCAGCCUGCCACGAGACUGUUACCUGGAUCAUCCCUAACAAACCUCUCUACAUCAAUGUUGCUAUGAUGCGUCAGCUUCGUGCCCUGAGACAAGGUAACUCUACCCUGGCCAACGCACCUCUCUCCAACAACUUCAGACCCGUGCAGACAGCUCACCACCGCACCAUACGGACCAAUAUUAACUUCACCAACAAACAGGAUGAGCGCUGUAGGAUAUCAGACCCAAGACUCGUAUACAAAGCUGGAUCAUGGUUGGAUUCAUGAUGUCUAUCAGUUGAGUACCGAGGCUGAGAUGUUCUCUAACUCAGCUCAUGAUAACAGCACCGUCCUAGUCCCUGAUACUGCUGCUACUGCUGCUGCUGCUACUGCUGCUGCCUCUGUUACUGCUGCCACUGUUGAUGUUCCUUCUGUUGCUGCUACUACUGCUGCUGCCUCUGUUACUGCUGUUCCUGCCACUGGUGAUGCUCCUCCUGCUGCUGCCUCUGUUACUGCUGUUCCUGCCACUGGUGAUGCUCCUCCUGCUGCUGCCUCUGUUACUGCUGCUGUUUCACAUGCUGCUGGAUCUUCCACUGACUACGUUACUUCUGUUGCGUUUACUACUGCAGCUGUUGCGUCACUGCUAGACACUACGUUCAUCUCUCCUGCUGUUGUUACUGCUGCUACUGCUACUUCUGCAGGAAUCCCCUCAACUCCCCACAGUCGUCAGCGCCUCCGUUCAUGUCUCUGAGGCUACGACAGUCACUCAUGAUUCUCAUAUGCACAGACUGGCAACUGUGAAGGACCAACUCUCUCUCUCUCUCUCUCUCUCUCUCUCUCUCUCUCUCUCUCUCUCUCUCUCUCUCUCUCUCUCUCUCUCUCUCUCUCUCUCUCUCUCCCUCUCUCUAGUCUUGAAGUAAGACUAGCAAACAUGAAAUCUUCCAUGGUGAAUUUUUAAGAAUUUGAUAGAAAAAACACCUUGUGUUUUUUCUGAAAAUGUUGAAAAAUUCAUUGAUGUACAGUUUGUUUUUUGUAAUAUUUAGA
Cherax quadricarinatus is the source of this 2144-nucleotide messenger RNA. NCBI's taxonomy places the organism in Eukaryota, Metazoa, Arthropoda, Malacostraca, Decapoda, Parastacidae. The record is from RefSeq and is a predicted model, not a curated record.